Mastomys coucha (southern multimammate mouse) is the source of this 546-nucleotide messenger RNA. Its product is annotated as 60S ribosomal protein L28-like. The transcript has 2 exons. Lineage: Eukaryota; Metazoa; Chordata; Mammalia; Rodentia; Muridae. Gene Ontology annotation, biological process: translation. The coding region runs from base 86 to 496 and encodes 136 amino acids. The record is from RefSeq and is a predicted model, not a curated record. Gene Ontology annotation, cellular component: ribosome; cytosolic large ribosomal subunit. Gene Ontology annotation, molecular function: structural constituent of ribosome.
GGAGCAGAGGAGACCCUGAAUGGAGACCAUGAGAGGUCAUGGCACAAAGCUGUGAGAGUGAAUCCUGGAUUGUGUUUGAGACCCUAUGGUGCUGGAGAUGCCAGAGCCAUGGCAUCUCCGCACAGGAAGAAGAACUAUCCCAAGGUACAGAAGUGUACAUCAGGAGCCAAAUAAUCUGAAGGCCCGAAACUCCUUCCGCUACAAUGGGCUAAUUCACUGCAAGACAAUCAGAGUGAAGUCGGCGGCUGAUGGCAAAGGGGUCGUAGUAGUUAUGAAACGAAGAUCCGGUCAGCGAAAACCUGCCACUUCUUACGUGAGGACCGCCAUCAACAAGAAUGCUCGGGCUACCCUCAGCAGCAUCAGGUACAUGAUCCGAAAGAACAAGUACCGCCCUGAUCUGCGUAUGGCGGCUAUCCGCAGAGCCAGUGCCAUCCUUCGAAGCCAGAAGCCUGUGGUGGUGAAGAGGAAACGAACCAGCCCCACCAAGAGCUCCUGAGCCCCACACCUCAGAAGCAAUAAAGAGUCCACUGACUUGUUCUACCACCU